GUAAGUUAGUGAUGGAUUAGCUGCUUCAUUAUAUUACCAAAUUGAAUGAUCUAGAGAUGGCUCUGCAACAUUUUGGGUAGUACAAAAAGAUCAUGCUUCUUUCAAUAGAUGAAGGGCGCUGCGUGCAUGUCAUCAAAAGAGACUUGGGUGAGCCAGACAUAAUUGUCAGGGAGCUAUUGUGGCCUGGGGGCUAUCUGAAAUUGAUUGAUUUGGUUCUUGAGGACCAACAGAUGGAGUUCGUCAGCCCUGAAGGUCUUUGUUUAGAUGGUCGUCGUCCCAAGGAAUUAUUUAUGAGGCAAAUUCGAGCAGAGAUUGGUGUUGUAGCCAAAGCCGACGGUUCUGCUAUGUUUGAGAUGGGUAACACCAAAGUUGUUGCUGCUGUUUAUGGCCCUAGAGAGGUCCAAAAUAGGAGCCAACAACUGAAUGCCAAUGCGUUGGUGCGAUGUGAAUACACCAUGGCAAAUUUUAGUACCGGAGAUCGGAUGAGAAAACUGAAGGGUGAUAGGAGAUCCACAGAGAUAUCUCUAGUUAUUCGCCAAACCAUGGAAGAAUGCAUUUUGACAAACUUAAUGCCUCGGUCUCAGAUAGACAUUUUUGUGCAAGUUGUCCAAGCAGAUGGAGGAACUUUAUCUGCAUGUAUCAAUGCUGCAACCCUGGCCCUUGCAAACGCUGGAAUUCCAAUGCGGGAUAUCGUUACUUCGUGCAGUGCUGGGUACCUUAAUAGCACACCUCUACUUGAUUUAAACUAUAUAGAAGAUAGUGCUGGAGGCGCUGAUGUCACUUUAGGAAUUAUGCCGAAGUUGGACAAAGUGACUCUUCUUCAGAUGGAUGCUAAGUUGUCGUUGGAUACUUUUGAAAAUGUAAUGCAACUUGCAAUCGAAGGCUGCAAGGCAGUUGCAGAUUACAUUAGAGAAAUAUUAUUGGAGAACACAAAGCAAUUGCAGUAUCGUCGAGGAACAUAGUUUCAUAGCAUGGCUGGCUACUCUAUGUAGAUGUGGUGUACUCUAUGGAAGCAAGCUUGGAAGUGGACCACACUUGGUUGCUGUACUCUUGUUUUGGAUUUUGAAAAUAGUAACAUGGCGGAAAUUGGUUAAUUUCAAUGACUGAAAAAUCUAAAAAAUUGGUGAAAUAUCGCCAAUAAUUUUGUUUU
Molecule: messenger RNA, 1150 nt
Organism: Rosa chinensis
Lineage: Eukaryota; Viridiplantae; Streptophyta; Magnoliopsida; Rosales; Rosaceae
Product: exosome complex component RRP41 homolog
Exons: 14
Coding region: 93-962 (289 amino acids)
Biological process (GO): U4 snRNA 3'-end processing; rRNA catabolic process; nuclear mRNA surveillance
Cellular component (GO): nuclear exosome (RNase complex); cytoplasmic exosome (RNase complex); nucleolus
Source: RefSeq, a predicted model, not a curated record